Molecule: messenger RNA, 1540 nt
Organism: Sinocyclocheilus grahami
Lineage: Eukaryota; Metazoa; Chordata; Actinopteri; Cypriniformes; Cyprinidae
Product: cilia- and flagella-associated protein 69-like
Exons: 12
Biological process (GO): response to odorant; olfactory behavior; positive regulation of flagellated sperm motility
Cellular component (GO): non-motile cilium; sperm midpiece
Molecular function (GO): RNA binding
Source: RefSeq, a predicted model, not a curated record
AUGAAUCGUUCAGUGCAAUUUGUGAACCAAUUGAUCACAGGAAAGAAUCCGUUCGUUCACGAAUCGGACAUUGUGUGUCACAGGCAGUGGUGGUUCCUUCAGAAUGGAAUUAAAAAAGUAGAAGUACAAAACUCCUUCAGUGGGCGGAGUCACGGUUUCCACGGCAGCGGCGGCGGGAGGAGGGCCCAGCUGCGCUACUGUGUGCGUGUGCUCAGAUCCGUGGCAUCUGUGGAGCACGAGCCGCUCCUGCAGGACCUGUGCGAUCAGGGCGCCAUCGGCCAGCUCUUGGGUGUGCUGCGCUGGUUCCUGGGGAGGCCGCAGGACGAGGACGCUGUGGCUCUGGAGAUCCAGACGGACUGUCUGUUCCUGCUGUCUGUGCUCUGUGAGGGAGACGUGCACAGGAAGGAGCUGUUCGGGACUGACGGGGUGGAGGUGCUGAUCCAGUAUCUGAGUCUGGACGCCGCGCUGGUCUCCAGCGGUCUGGGUCACAAUAAACUGCUGCUGUCCACCGUCGACUGUCUUUGGUCCUGUGUGCUGGGGUGUUUCGGUACGGAGGAUGUGUUCGUGGCCGGCGGCGGCGUGGAUCUGCUGCUGCAGCUGCUGCAGCGGAGCCCCAGACACAUGCUGACGCCGCUCGUGUCCGUGCUGCUGGAGCUGUGUGAGAGUCCCCAGGCCAUCACACGCCUGCUGCGCUGGAGCGGAGAGAGAGACGCCAGCGCACCGCAGCUGCUGCUGCACAUCUGGAGGAGAGAGGAGGAGCAGACGGGCGUCUCACGAGACCCACACGGCAUGAUCACAGACGUGAAGCGGCCGAUUGUCUCUCGGCAUCAGGAUGAAUCUUCAUCAUCAUCAUCAUCAUCACAUGACGUCAGUGCUGCUGUCAGAGACGUGUCAGAAAACCUGCGUGCAAACAUCUACUGCAUCUUCUGCAAACUGGGAUUUGAGCGUCUGUCGGGUUUGAGUGCCGAAGAUCACGUCACGCUCAGCAUAAUCCACCGAUACCUGGACUUCAAGCUGUGUGAGGUUGUGCAGGAGCUGUGGAGUGAGGCAGCGGCGGUCGUUCCGUCGGAUGAAGCGGCGCUGAAGAGUGUGCUGCAGGUCAGUGAAGCCAUGGCCGAGAGCGUGCGCUCGCUGCAGCAAAGCAUUCUGGGCCAGCGGCAGCAGCAGGAGCUGCAGGAGGAGCAGCGGCUGUAUUCAGAGAUCCGCUUCACUCAUAAGCAGCGAGAGAUCGCAGCAGACGCCUGGAAGAGUUACGUGGCCAGAACCUCAAACUACAGCGUCCUGAAGGAGUUCAGGCGUCUUCGGGAGGAGCGGAGCACCAGCGAACACGACGCAGCAUCAGAGCCAGAGGACCUGCGGCGAGAGUUCGGCCGAUACGGACCCGUCGCCGACGUCUACAUCCCCCUAGACUUCUACUCUCGCCGGCCCAGAGGAUUCGCGUACAUUCAAUAUCCUUUGACUGCGAGUGUUAACCCUGAUCUCUCUGUUGUAGCGGCGUCUCCUGCUGGAGCCCGGCACAAAGACACAGUUAAAGAGCCCU